AGUAAUGUUGUCAAAGUUUUCCUUUAGAAACCAUGGUUUAGAAACAUAUUUAUUAUAAUUGUUAUUUGUUAACAAACAUUGACGUGAAUUUAAGUAUUACAUGUACUAUAAUAUGAAAAAAUGCUUUACUUUUUAUGACCCUAUGGAUAAGUAAUAGAAAUUCAAACAGAAACUUACAUUGCUAAAGAACAAUUGUUAAAGAAUAAAUAUGUUUGCGAGCUUAAAAAGUAAAAUUAAGGAAGAAACUGGCAGCGAUAUUAGCAAAUUGACUAGUAGCUGGCGAACUGGAGCCUUUUUGGGACGAAUUACAUUAAGAGAUGACUCCUCUACUACCAGUCCUUCAACAUCAGGUGGCCCUGGAGAUUCAACUUCAGAUUCAAUAUCACCGCAAUUACAAACUUACUUGUCGGAUCGUACUGGAGGGGAGGUGGACCAAGCAGCUCUACAACAACAAUAUGCGGAACAGCUUGAAAUGAAACUAAAAGACAGAGAUUUAUAUUGGGAACAAAAAAUUGAAGAGUUGAAACUUUCACUAGCUACUGUACAAGGUGAAGAAGCACUUGCAGCACAAGCUGUAGCUAGAACAGCUCAAGCUGAAGCCUCUAAAGCGAUAAGUGCUAGGGAUGCAGCUGAGAAGCAGCUAAGUGAAUUAAAAGCAAGACUUGCAGCUGCUGAACAUGCUCAGGAAAAACUUGAUAUACUAACGGAGGAAGUAGAGCAAUGUCGUCGCGAGUGGUCACGGGAGCGCGGAGAGCUAACAGCCGCUUUAAGCGCUGCAGAUGCUCGCGCAAGAGACCUCGCCGACCAGCUGCAGCUGCUGCGCGCCGCUCUGCCGCCCGACCACGAGCACCAUCACAUGCAUGAUGACGAAAAACGAGAACUAAAGCCGACUGGGUGUUCGGAUUUUGAUCGUGUGUGCCGCGAGCGGGCUGUGUUAACACGACAGCUACAAGAAGCUAAAAUGGCGCUGGACGACGUCAAAACUUCAUGGAGUGGACAGAUUGCCUCUCUUGAGACUCAGGUGGCGCGAGUGUCUCGUCAAGCGGGGGAAGAGGGUGCGGAGAGAAGGAGAGUUGAGGCGGAGAAAAAAGAGUUACAAGAGAAAAUCGACAACAUGACCGCCGAGCUAGAGAAAACCAAACAAAACCUUGCCAACAGCGAAGCUAAGGACAUGACGACGGAAUUAGAGAGCCGCAUCGAAGGGCUGGUGGAAGAGAACCGGGAACUAGCGGAAGCUUUGGAAAAUGAAAGGACGUUGGUCAAGAUAUUAAGAGAGAAGAUUGAAAAGUCGAACAGACUGUACGACGAGCAGAGGGUCGAAGUUAACCACCUCAACUCCAUGAUGACUGACAUGCAACAUGACUAUGUUGACAUACAAAGGAAGUUUGACAAAGAAAAACGGGAAAAAGACGAAGCUCUGCUACGCAACGCACACAUGUCUCAGAACAUUGAAAUGAGCCAGUGCAACGUGCGUUACUUGGAGGAUGAAAUUGUCGAAUUGAAAACUAAAAUAACAGAUCUAGAAGGAGUUAUUGCUCAGCACAAAGAGAAUCAAGCCGAAUGUAUGAUAAUAAAAGAAAACGAGGCGUUAAGAUUAAAAGAAAUGGAAGAAAUGAAGAAAAGAAUCGAGGCAUUCACAGAGAGUGAGAACACUCUUAAAAGAAAUAUACAAGACUUGCAAACUGAAAUCUGUGAUAAAAAUAAGAAAAUUAAGACUUUAGAUAAUCGAAUAUCGGAUAUGAAGAAAACACUACAAAGAGAACUACAGAGCAGUAAGUCAGAUCUUACAUCUGCAGAGGAACAGGAUAUUAGUAGACGGUACCUCAAGCACGUCGUGCUGCGGUUCCUGACGGGCCGCGAGCUGGAGGCGCGCCAGCUGACGCGCGCGCUGGCGGCGCUGCUGCGGCUGUCCGCGCACGAGGAGGCGCUGCUGCGGGCCGCGCUGCCCGCGCGCUCCGGCCUCGCCGCCUGGUUCCCCUCGCGCGCCGCCUGA
Molecule: messenger RNA, 1993 nt
Organism: Melitaea cinxia (Glanville fritillary)
Lineage: Eukaryota; Metazoa; Arthropoda; Insecta; Lepidoptera; Nymphalidae
Gene: Golgin97
Product: golgin subfamily A member 1-like
Exons: 13
Coding region: 209-1993 (594 amino acids)
Cellular component (GO): Golgi apparatus
Source: RefSeq, a predicted model, not a curated record